AUGAAGAUUUUCUAUAGGGAAGCAGCCCAUAAAUCAACCUUGAACAAGUUGAAAAGUGACGCAUCUCCUUCGCUAAGAAGAACCAUAGAACUGGCAGGAGAAAAGGAAGCAUCGAGCUGGUUAACUGUCUUGCCGAUCCAACAUCAUGGAUUUCUUCUACCAAAGUGUGAAUUUAGAGAUGCCAUUUGUUAAUUAAGGUAUGGGUUGUCACUGAAGGGCGUUUCCUCAAAGUGCUCAUGCGGGUCAACAUUCAAUGUUGACCAUGCUAUGAUAUGCCCCAAAGGAGGAUUUCCAACAAUCAGGCAUAACGAAGUGAGGGACAUCACUGCAGAUUUGAUUAGUGAAGUAUGCUCGGAUGUGGCCAUCGAAUCGAGGCUAAAUCCCCUCUCAGGUGAAUGCCUGCAGAAUCGUACUGCCAACAGGGACGAAGAGGCACGGCUGGAUGUUUCGGCAAGAGGUGUAUGGCGUCGUGGUGAACACGCAUUUUUCGAUAUUAGGAUGACCUUACCCCAAAUCUUUCGGAACCAUGAACUUGAGAAGCAGAGAGCCUAUGGCGAGAGAGUCAGAGAGGUUGAAGGAAGUAGCUUCACUCCAUUGGUGUUGUCGUCAACUGGAGGCAUGGGAAGAGAAGCAAACACUUUCUACAAACGGCUAGCCAGCCUGAUCUCAGACAAACAGGACACUUCCUACAGUCAAACAAUGGCACUAAUACGAUGCAGACUGAGUUUUUCUCUACUACGAUCUGCAAUUCUUUGUGUUAGAGGGACACGGUCAUCGAAGCGCCAUCCAGUACAUCUUGACUGUGUUGACAGCAUCGUCAGUGAGGCUUGCCUCACUGUCUAA
This is a messenger RNA of Corticium candelabrum, 843 nucleotides long. RefSeq lists its product as uncharacterized. Lineage: Eukaryota; Metazoa; Porifera; Homoscleromorpha; Homosclerophorida; Plakinidae. The record is from RefSeq and is a predicted model, not a curated record.